Messenger RNA from Setaria italica (foxtail millet), 570 nucleotides. Its product is annotated as nuclear transcription factor Y subunit B-1. Gene Ontology annotation, biological process: regulation of transcription by RNA polymerase II. Bases 1 to 570 code for a protein of 189 amino acids. Lineage: Eukaryota; Viridiplantae; Streptophyta; Magnoliopsida; Poales; Poaceae. Gene Ontology annotation, molecular function: DNA-binding transcription activator activity, RNA polymerase II-specific; RNA polymerase II cis-regulatory region sequence-specific DNA binding; protein heterodimerization activity. Gene Ontology annotation, cellular component: CCAAT-binding factor complex. The transcript is spliced from 2 exons. The record is from RefSeq and is a predicted model, not a curated record.
AUGGAUAACCAACCUAAGAAUCACCAAGAUGGAGCCACCGAAGCACCCGAAGAGCGCAAGAUCCCAAGAGCCACCGUGGCGCGCAUCAUGCGGAAAGCCACCCCGCCGAACUCCAAGAUCGGCGCCGACGCGAAGGAGGCCGUGGACCAGUGUCUCGUGGAGUUCGCCGCGUUCAUCACCCAGGUGGCCGCGGAGGAGUGCCGGCGGGACAAGCGCACGACGGUGACCGGCGACGACCUCAUCCUCGCCUUCAAGAACCUUGGGUUCGACGACUACGUCGGGACCCUGACCUUGUACCUCCGCCGGUACCGCGAGAUCGAGGGUAACAUGCCACGCGCCCGGCACAGCACUAUGAGGUCGCAGGGAGCGCCGCCGGCGCCUGCGGCGCUGACAGUGGAGGCCGCGGCGGCGCCGUCGUCGGGUCUGACCUUGCAGCUGGGCCCGCCGUCGGUGCCUGACGUCACGGAGCUGGGACUACACGCUGACGUGUACGCGGUGUGGCGUGGGGCUGCAGCGCCGGCUGCAGCAGGCACCUCGCAGGCGCCAUCUGGUGCUGACGAGGAGGAGUAA